This is a messenger RNA of Manis pentadactyla (Chinese pangolin), 2804 nucleotides long. RefSeq names its product mitochondrial ribosomal protein S27 (gene MRPS27). The coding region runs from base 60 to 1112 and encodes 350 amino acids. The record is from RefSeq and is a predicted model, not a curated record. Lineage: Eukaryota; Metazoa; Chordata; Mammalia; Pholidota; Manidae. Gene Ontology annotation, cellular component: mitochondrion. The transcript has 11 exons. Gene Ontology annotation, molecular function: protein binding.
ACUCCGCUCCUUCCUCCGCCGGCCGCCCCCGGGCCAGCGCCCUGUUGGCAUGCUCCAAGAUGGCGGCCCCCACGGUGCGGCUCGCGGCGCUCCUGGCGCGGAGGGCUCCUCUGCGUCCGCUCACCCCGGCAGGUAAAAGAUGCCUGCUUUCUGCAGCAUAUUUGGACAGCCACAAGUGGGAAGCAAGAGAAAAAGAACAUUGUCACCUUGCUGAUCUAGCAUCUUUAAUGGAUAAAACAUAUGAGAGAAAGUUGCCUGUUAGUUCUUUAACAAUAUCACGGUUUGUGGACAACAUUUCAUCUCGAGAAGAGAUAGACCAUGCAGAGUAUUACCUUUAUAAAUUUCGACACAGCCCCAACUGCUGGUACCUGAGAGACUGGACCAUCCACACUUGGAUUAGGCAGUGUCUGAAAUACGGUGCACAAGACAAAGCCUUAUAUACUCUAAUAAAUAAGGUCCAAUAUGGAAUUUUUCCAGAUAACUUUACAUUUAACUUACUGAUGGAUUAUUUCAUAAAGAAAGAAAAUUACAAAGAUGCUUUAUCCAUGGUUUUUGAGAUCAUGAUGCAAGAAGCCUUUGAAGUGCCUUCCACCCAGCUUCUCUCCCUCUAUGUGUUAUACCAGUGCCUGGCAAAGAAGGCAGACUUCAGUUGGGAAGAGGAGAGGAACUUUGGUGCAUCCCUACUACUCCCAGGCCUAAAGCAAAAGAACUCAGUGGGGUUGAGCUCCCAGUUGUAUGGCUAUGCACUUCUUGGGAAGGUGGAAGUGCAGCAAGGGCUGCGGGCUGUGUACCAUAACAUGCCUCUGCUGUGGCAACCAGGAUACCUCAACAGAGCUCUUCAAGUGAUGGAGAAGGUGGCCUCUUCCCCAGAAGAUGGAAAGCUUUGUAGAGAAGCGCUUGAUGUGCUGGACAGGGCACUGAAGGCUCUGACCACUCCCGCCCAUGGGUCUUCAGAUGAGCAGCCCCAAAAGGGGGAAGACAGCCAAGGGCCAGAAGAACUGGUGGAACAGUUGAACAUGGAGGAAACUGAACAGUCCAAGCUUCCCCAGUAUGUGGAACGAUUUCAGUGCAAAGAGAAAAGAGUGCUGCCACAAGGAGAAUUCUUUGUAUGAAGAAGAAAACCUUCCCAUGCAUGCCAGCUGACCUGUUGUGUCAUUUGAGACAGUUGUAAAUUUUUAUUAUUACAUUUAAAUAUUUUCAGUAAUUUUAUUGAGCCAGCUAUUGGUUCAUUUAUAUCAAACCCCCAUGUUAGAAGGGGGACCUGUUGUAUUGUUAACAGCUGCUUCUCCCAAUAUUUCGCCAAGGUCAUUGCUCAACUUCCUUCUUGUAUAAUUUGAAAACUGAGAAAGAAAGGUUUACCAGUGUUCACAAGGUUAGGAAGCUAGGUUGAGAAUUAACUUUUCUGUUCUUUGCUCUUGACUUUGCCUAACUCUGAAGAUUUAGAAAGGUUAAAAAGCAAAAAAAAAAUGUGCCUAGCCCUUAGAUUAUCAUCCACGGUAUUCAUAAUAACCAAGGCUUCCACAAUACUCCUUGAAAUUACCACCUCUUUCUCUUGUUGCUUAUUUAUCUAAUCUCAGACAAUACAAAUCUGUGCCUGCAUUAAAUUCUCAGCCCUCAUUCCUCCACAAAUGCAUUUUUUUGAAAAUCAGAAAAAGCAAAGAGACAAAUAUUUAUUGUCUGCUACCUGGUUUGGGUACUGCUGCAUUUAUUUAGCCAACCAUAGCUCUGAAAGGUCCUGCUUUUCCCACAUGACAUGACACCAAGGCUGAGAGAAACUAGCCCUUAAGUGACUGACUUGGGAUUUGAACAGUUUGCUGACUCAAAAUUGAGUCCUUAUCCUAGUAUCCCAAGUUAUCUCUUUGGACUCAAAUUACAGAGAAAGUAAUGUCAGAAAGAAAUAACUUUCAUUCUACAUUUCCUUUUCUUCCUGUUGCCUGAUUUUUAUUAGCCUUGGCUACUUUGUUUGGGACCCAUUUUUAUAUGACUGACCCAUCACACUGGGCCUCUAGCCACUCCUUGAAGCCCGUGGACCCCGCCCACCUCCCAGUGCCCCAUUGGAGCAGAAGCCUCAUCACCUCUGCUGGGGAACUGCAUGCAUGGGACAUGGGAUAAGCUGCAGCGAGGGCUGUAAGUGGCUCGCUCUUGAUGAUCUGCAUCUUGAAACACUUAAGGAGCUUAGUGUUUUUAGUCCCUUACUUCUGCAGGAACACAAUACCGAGCAAACCAAGCUGCCGUUGCAGAUGGAGCUGCAGGCGGUCCGUCUGUAAAGGCUGACCUGCAGAGGAGCACGGCAGGUGGAGGCUGAGAAUAGUGCAGGCACUCAUGGGAGCUGGUUCGCAUGCCAUUAGUAAGAAAUCCUUGAAAUGAUUUCCGUCUGUUGAAAGGCACACUCGUUUGGCAAACAUUUAUCUCAGUUACUCUGGAAGAAAGGGUAUGGCGGGGCUUGCUUUGGUCCCUCAGCUGCUUCUGCCAUUCGUAUGCAUCGUAGGGUCCGCAUUGUAGGGUCCACUGCGUGGGUUGGUGCACAUCAGCAUGGACGUGUAGGUUUGCUGUACUAAUGCUGUCUUUGUGAUUUGAAGCCAGAAAUUACACAGGGAAUUGCAGCAUAUGGAGUUCCUUUUACUCUUUGUGAGUGAAGAGGGAGAAAUCCCAUGUGGUGCAUCGUAGCAGAAUUGCUGGGCUGAGGGAGAAGGGGCAGAAGCUGGCGUGCCUGGGUGAAAGGCAGCCCAGCAGGCUCCCAUAGUGCCUUGCCCUGCAUGCAGAAUGGGUAAAGAUGUUGCCAGUGACUUAAUCUCUUUUCCUCU